CUGCUACUAGCGUAAACGCUCACAGCACCAGCGACAAUAGAUGUGAUGUUUGUCCGCGUAUUUUAACCAAAAUUAAACACUUUAUUUCAAUUAUAUGAACACGAAGAGGACGUGAAAGACGAACGUGUGUUUGUUUGACCACAUCUGUGACAAACCGACGCGUGGAAAAUGUAGUUUUUGUGGUCGGAAGUUGUCGAGGGUGUAAUGACGAUUUGAGUCGACCGGACUGAACCAUGUUCUGAGAUCAUUAUGGCACAACAGCAGCUCCUGAGGGAGUUCUCCAUCCCUGCUCUGGCUGAUAAACAGUGAUCACUGUCCAGAUGCCGUCUUUUGACGUGAUCGACAAGGUGGAGCUGUUUCUGCGCGCCAAGAAAUAUCCUGUGGGCGCGUCGAAAAGUUCCAAGGCGAGGAUCCGAGCUGCCAGCAAACACUUCUUCUACAAAGACGACUGUCUGUGGCGACAGUACCGAGGGCGCCUCCUCAAGGUCGUCAGGAGCGACGAGGAAAUGCGUGAGAUUCUGAGCCGUUAUCACAACGACAACAACCACGCCGGCCAAGUCCGGAUGAAGAAGGAGAUCAUGUUGAUGUAUUACUGGGUUGGUGUGACGGAGGCGACCAAAACCUGGAUCAAGGACUGCGCCGUGUGUCGCAGCCAAAGUGUCGCAGAGUCGUCCAAACAGCCCGUCCAGUUCUGCCUCGCCUACGGCUGCGACGCCUCCAGCUACAUCUGCCCAGAGCUCGGCUUCUACAGGUUCCCGAAGGAGGCCGAGCAGCGGCAGAAGUGGCUGACGGUGGCUCAGAGGGACGAGGGCUCGCUCCGGUUCAACUCCUGCCUCUGCUCCCAGCACUUUGAGGCAUCGUGCUUCACGCUGAGCGAGGAGGGUCAGCUGACUCUGUCACCGGACGCCAUACCGACCAUCACGAGUGUGGCAGAGGAAGACAAGGAGGCUCGAGUCCCGUCAGAUGAGGAUUUCCUUCACUCGGACAACUUGGAAGACCCGCUCUCUUUAACCGCUGCUGUUGCCGCCGCCGCUGCUGCUGCUGUUGCUGCUGCUCACACCACAGACGCCUCCGAGACAACUUUCACCCACAGCGACGUACCCGUGCAGCUGCAGGAGCACCAGUACUCCCUCCCGGCUCCUCACGCUCACCACAGAAACACCCAGACGCUGAUGGAGGACGGGAGGAGGGAGCUGGUCGUCGAGCAAAGCUUCUCCACGUACAACCACAUCGCCAGGUAUCUGAGCCACAGAGUUUUACCGAUGCUCAGCAAGAAAAGCAGAGUUGCUCUGAAGAAGAUGGCCAAGCGCUUCGACCUCGUAGACGGAGUGCUGGUGUACACUCGAGUCUCUCCUCCUGCCAGAGUGCCGCGCAGCAGAGAGGAGGUGAACGCGGUCCUGCAGCAGUUCCACGACAACCAGGGUCACUACGGCCACGGCAUCUGCCUGCGAGACAUCGCCAAGCACUUCUACUGGAGCAGCAUGAGCCGGGACCUGAACGCCUGGAUCUUCAGCUGCCACACGUGCGUCACCAGGACCAAGAGGAAGUGGCUGCGCUGCAGCAUCCACACCUGCAACAACUGCUGCGGCCCCGUGGAGCGAGGCCUGGGCCUCACCUUCCACAGGUUUCCUCUGCACCGCGCCGCCCUCCUGGCUCAGUGGUUGAAGGCGGUGGGCCGCGCUCACUGGUCGCCUCGUCUGUCCUCGUCCAUCUGUUCCAAACACUUCACCGACGACUGCUUCGACCACAGCGGAGACAAAGUGGCGCUGUGUCCGGACGCCGUCCCCACGCUGUUGGUCCACAGCAGCUCGGCAGUAACAGGACCAGGAGCCUAUUUUGCCAAGUACGAUGCCGUGGAGCUCUACCUGCGCACACGCACGUAUCCUCCUGGACUGAGCUUCGUGGAGAAAAACACCUUCAGGAGGUUCUGCAAGAAGUUUGUCAUCAAAGACGAUCAGCUGCACAUGGUGAAGGGCGAGCGCGUGUGCGUGGUUCUGAGGAGCCGGCAGCAGGUGGAAGACGCUCUGAGCGACUACCACAACGACCUGAACCACCUCGACGCCAACAAGUGUCUGCGGCUGCUCAACGAGAGGUUCUUCUGGAAAACCAUGAGGCCUGACGUGAUGCAGUGGAUCAGCAGCUGCUCCGAGUGCAACAGCAAGAAGACGACGAUGACGACGAUGACGACAGCGAUGAGACCGGGGAACUGCAGGGCGCCACACGCUGGAGACCCAGAGACACUGCUGAGGUCGUCAGAGACGCACGAGGACAGUGGGAGGGACGAUGAUUAUGAUGAUGGCGACGAUGAUGAUGAAGGUGGAGCGAGUGUGGAAGAUGAAGAGAAGCAGCCGCCACCGGAUUCAGAGGUCAUGGAUUCAACGGAAUUGAUGGAUGAGUCGACCCAGCCUACAACUCCCAUCAACCGUCAGCCCAGAGUUCCCGUCAGCCUCCAGGGUCAGAGCAGCACCCGCGAUCAGCCUGAGCCACAGAUACAGCCAGAGGACCAGGAAGUGACGGUGGAGUCUCAGGGCCGUGCCAGAACCAAGCUGGUUCCUUCACCCGGUUUCCCUGCAAAAUCCCAACAACAACCUGCGAGUCCCAGCAGUGGACAAAAGAAACAGAACCAGAACCACGGCGGCGACCAGAGGAGCAGAGAGCUGGAGGCAGGCUCCUUCACCUCCUCCAGCUGUGGCCUGGAGCCUGUGGUGGCUCCCAGCAAUAAACCCUGGCCCGUCUUCACCAUCGCCAGCUCAGUGUCGCCACAGCAGGCCACACCCCCUCCAGACACAAGCAGCAGAUCAGCUGACCCUCAGAGAAGCACCAGUCCUCGGGCUCGGACCGUCGUCCAGCUGUGCAAUCACGCCAAGGUCAAGGUCAAACCAGCCGUGGACGGGGCCGACGCCCAGUGGGCCGAGAUCCAGGAGGGAAUGGUCGUGUACGUUUGCUUCUUCCACGGAGCCACUGAAGACGUCGUGCAGGAAAUGGCUUUCACACUGAUGUCCACUAAGCUUUUCCGCAAACACCUGCGGCACAUGGUGUCAGUUCUCGACCUUCCUGGGAGCGUUUUAUUCGUCCCUCAGGAUUCCCUGCUCGGGGAGCCGGCGCCCAACAGGAGGAUGCAGUACAGAGGUGGGUGUGAGAGGUGGUGGGGCGCUCAGCUCUUCUCCACCCUGGUGCUCACCUGCAGAGAGCUCAUGCAGAACUCGGCGAAGAGCACGAAGGCCGGCGCGACGGUGGAGCGCGGAGUCUACGGACAGAAACAAGAGAUCGCCCUGAACUCUGCGGAGCCGCUGACUCACCUGCUGGAGUUCUAAAGGUACGAGUCAACGUUCCACACCUGCUUUCACUGCUCAGGAGAUCUGCUGCAGAUACAUCACCACACUUUUACAUCCGUGGAUUAAAAGUAAAAACGUUUGGUUUAUGGACAAAACAAGACAUUUGAGAACAUCAUCAUUUCAUGAUCCAUAGUGAUUUUGCAAAAAUCUCAAUAUUAAAAGUAUUUUUUGUUAAGUG
This is a messenger RNA of Solea solea (common sole), 3513 nucleotides long. RefSeq lists its product as uncharacterized. Gene Ontology annotation, cellular component: cytoplasm. The transcript is spliced from 19 exons. Gene Ontology annotation, molecular function: D-aminoacyl-tRNA deacylase activity; sequence-specific DNA binding. Lineage: Eukaryota; Metazoa; Chordata; Actinopteri; Pleuronectiformes; Soleidae. The coding region runs from base 321 to 3314 and encodes 997 amino acids. The record is from RefSeq and is a predicted model, not a curated record.